Molecule: messenger RNA, 3720 nt
Organism: Fragaria vesca subsp. vesca
Lineage: Eukaryota; Viridiplantae; Streptophyta; Magnoliopsida; Rosales; Rosaceae
Product: probable exocyst complex component 4-like
Exons: 26
Coding region: 1-3201 (1066 amino acids)
Biological process (GO): exocytosis; Golgi to plasma membrane transport
Cellular component (GO): exocyst
Source: RefSeq, a predicted model, not a curated record
AUGGGAAUAUUUGAUGGAUUGCCUGUGUCUCCAGACAAGGAAUAUCUGAGGGAAGAGAUAUCAAGAAUAGAUGAGAGCUGGGCUGCAGCUCGUUUUGAUUCAUUACCUCAUGUUGUUCAUAUUUUGACAUCCAAAGACCGUGAAGGUGAAGUCGAGUUUCUGAAGCAGCAAAGUGAUGUUGUUGAGGAGGUUGUGGAUGAAGUUGUACACCAUUAUCACAGCGGCUUCAACAAAGCAAUUCAAAAUUAUUCUCAGAUCUUGCGGUUGUUCAGCGAAUCUACCGAAAGUAUUGGUGUCCUGAAGGUUGAUUUGGGUGAAGCAAAAAGGCGUCUUAGUUCUCGCAAUAAACAACUGCAUCAGUUAUGGUACCGGUCGGUUACAUUGCGCCACAUAAUCUCCCUAUUAGAUCAAAUUGAGGGAAUAUCCAAGGUUCCAGCUCGUAUAGAGAAGCUCAUUUCCGAAAAGCAGUAUUAUGCUGCAGUUCAGUUUCAUGUUCAGUCGAUGUUGAUGCUUGAACGUGAGGGGCUUCAGAUGGUUGGUGCCCUUCAAGAUGUUCGCUCUGAGCUAACAAAGUUGAGAGGACUUUUGUUUUACAAAGUGCUUGAGGAUUUACAUGCUCAUCUUUAUAACAAGGGGGAAUAUAGCUCUGCUGCGUUGAGCUUGCAUGAAAGGGAAGAUGAGGUACCAACCACCACAGCCGUUGUAUUUUCAAAUUCACAAUCCCUUUCUCGAAGAACCAGGCAGUUAAAAGGUGAUAAUCAGUUUGGUAUUCAUGGAGAUGGAUCAUUUAGAGCGGGUUCUAUUGAUGGAGGUUCUUCUAUUGAUGGUCCGGACGAGGAGGGCAAUCCGGAAUUGCAUGAUGAAGCUACCUCAGAUGGGCAUUCAACAUCAGCUAGGGCCAAUGGUGAUGUCAAAGUUGUUCCUCAUCAAAUGCCAACAUGGCUUCAGCACUCCACUCCGGAUGAAUUUCUUGAAACAAUCAAGAAAAGUGAUGCGCCGCUUCAUGUCAAGUAUCUGCAGACUAUGGUUGAGUGCCUUUGCAUGCUUAGGAAAGUUGCAGCUGCUGGCGCUAUGAUAUGCCAAAGACUGCGACCUACUCUUCAUGAUAUUAUCACAUCCAAAAUUAAAACUCAUGCGGAAGUAGUUAAUUCCUCGAGGUCUGGCAUCGGUCAGGCUGCCAGAGCUGCUGCUGCUGGUCAACAUUCGAUAAAGGGACAGUUAGAAAGUUAUCAUUUGCCAAAACAGAAACGUCAGAAUGGAAUAUCAGUAGCUGGAACUCUAUUGGCAGCAAGCCCUGUCUCACCUGUGAUGGCACCUGCAGGGAAAGCACAGGCUGCGGCAAAAGACCUUCUGAAUUCUAUUUUGGAUGCUGUUGUUCGGAUAUUUGAGAACCAUGUUGUUGUUGGAGAGCUUUUAGAGUUAAAGUCAUCUCAACAAGCAGACAUGAAUACACCAAAAUCAAUGCAAACAGACAUAAACAUUAAUCCUGAUUCUGAAUCAUCUCAAGUUACUGGAGGCUACAGCAUUGGUUUUUCCUUGACAGUAUUACAGAGUGAAUGCCAGCAACUUAUUUGUGAGAUUCUGCGGGCAACUCCUGAAGCUGCAUCUGCAGAUGCUGCUGUACAAACAGCUAGAUUUGCGAGCAAGGCCCCUUCCAAAGAUAAGAGGGACAGUUCAGAGGAGGGUCUUACCUUUGCUUUUCGCUUCACUGAUGCUACUAUUUCCGUUCCCAACCAAGGGGUUGAUCUCAUUCGUCAAGGCUGGAGUAGAAAGGGCCCAAAUGUAUUACAAGAGGGUUAUGGGUCGGCCGCUGUCUUGCCUGAGCAAGGCAUAUAUCUAGCAGCAUCUGUAUACCGGCCCGUUAUUCAGUUUACAGAUAAGGUUGCUUCUAUGCUUCCUAAAAAGUAUUCCCAGCUAAGUAAUGAUGGUCUGCUGGCUUUUGUGGAGAACUUUGUGAAGGACCAUUUCUUACCAACGAUGUUUGUAGACUACAGAAAAGGCGUACAACAAGCUAUAUCAAGUCCGGCUGCAUUCCGACCAAGAGCUCAUGCUGCUGCCUCUUAUACUCCUUCAAUUGAGAAGGGUCGGCCCGUCUUACAGGGACUUCUGGCAAUAGAUUUUCUAGCAAAAGAGGUGCUUGGUUGGGCACAAGCUAUGCCUAAAUUUGCUGGUGACCUUGCAAAGUACGUUCAAACUUUUCUGGAGCGAACCUAUGAAAGAUGCCGGACCUCAUACAUGGAGGCUGUUCUGGAGAAGCAGAGUUACAUGCUUAUUGGCAGAUACGAUAUCGAGCAAUUGAUGCGACUUGAUCCUGCGAGUGCAUAUUUACCAAAUGCAUUUGGGCAGUCAAACAUGGAAACCCAUGCUUCCGAUGGUGAAAAUUAUGAGGUUGAACUUGAACUGAGUGAGUUAUUGUUGAACUUGCGGCCUAUUAAGCAGGAUAAUCUGAUUCGUGAUGACAACAAGCUGAUAUUGCUGGCUUCGCUCAGUGAUUCAUUGGAGUAUGUUGCAGAGUCUAUUGAAAGGCUUGGAGAAACAACUUUUAACGCUCCAAAUCAAAUAGAAGGUACUGGCCAGAACCGUCACAGACGAACAAGUAGUGCUCCUGCUAGGGACCUGGCAUCUUUUGUAGAUGAGUAUAGAAAAUUGGCAAUUGACUGCCUGAAGGUCUUACGUAUUGAGAUGCAAUUGGAGACGAUUUUCCAUAUGCAGGAAAUGACAAACAGGGAAUAUAUGGAAGACCAGGAUGCUGAAGAGCCAGAUGACUUCAUUAUUUCAUUGACUGCACAGAUAACGCGUAGGGAUGAGGAGAUGGCACCUUUUGUUUCAGCACUGAAGCGGAAUUACAUAUUUGGUGGGAUUUGUAGCGUUGCAGCAAAUGCCUCCGUCAGGGCUUUGGCUGAUAUGAAAUGCAUAAAUCUUUUUGGGGUUCAGCAGAUAUGUCGGAAUUCAAUUGCACUAGAACAGGCACUGGCUGCUAUCCCAGCAAUUAACAGUGAAGGUGUACAACAGAGACUGGAUCAUGUCCGAACGUACUAUGAGCUUCUAAACAUGCCGUUUGAGGCCCUACUUGCCUUCAUCACGGAGCAUGAGCACUUGUUUACAGCUGCCGAGUAUGCAAAUCUCAUUAAGGUCCAGGUACCUGGUAGGGAGAUUCCAGCAGAUGCAAAAGAUCGUGUAUCGGAGAUUCUAUCUCGUUAGUAUUUCCAAUCAAGAUUUUGGAUUUAUUAUUUGUUCAUCAAGAUUGAUUUGGGGAGAAAAGGGUCAACGCAGUUUCUUGUGUUGGCCAUUAUUUCUGAAAACUGCGGGAGCAGCAAACGCAGUUGCGAAAGCAAAUUUUGUGGAAGUUGCCACUCAGCGUGUUGUGGCAAGUUUUUUGUGGUACUGUUACUGAGGAGGGCAAAAUUGAUCUUUCGGUUUCUAUGAUUUGUUGAUGUGCAGUAACAAUUCUUUUGUGUAUCUGUGUCCCAUUGUGCAAAGCUCUCUUCUAUGAUUAAAAGAACCUGAAAGCCAAUGUAAAUUUUUGUGGUGGUGAAUAAUUUGUAAAUCAGUUGUAUUGAUUUUAAAGAGAAGUGAGCGGAGUUGGAUCAUAGUCUAGUUCAUAUUACAACUCCAUUCAUUUUUUGUCGAAUGGCACUUUCAAAUCUCCAUGAGAAAUAUUUUAGUGGACUGAAAUCAUGAUACAUUAUAAAUCUCCAUUAUGGACUACAAUCACUACAU